Fusarium coffeatum is the source of this 795-nucleotide messenger RNA. RefSeq lists its product as uncharacterized. The transcript has 3 exons. Bases 1 to 795 code for a protein of 264 amino acids. Gene Ontology annotation, molecular function: acyltransferase activity, transferring groups other than amino-acyl groups. The record is from RefSeq and is a predicted model, not a curated record. Lineage: Eukaryota; Fungi; Ascomycota; Sordariomycetes; Hypocreales; Nectriaceae.
AUGGAGAUCAGCAAGAAUUGCAAUAGCGGUAUCAAGGGAUCCAAGACGGUAGCCAAGUGGCCACAACGCUCUCUCAUACCAUCUGCGUGGGAAACUUCUGUUCGUCUCGUUCAUGCGAACGAGUCUGCGGCAGCCGGUAGCUCUCUGGCUCAGGCUUUCGCAACUGAUGCGAUGAGUCAGUAUCUACUUGACGGCGAUGACAUGGUCGAUUACUCAGAUGAACAGAAGUGGAAGCUUCACGUUGACUACAUGACUUAUAUGGUCUCGGCACACUGCUAUAAAGGUAUUGUGACAGCUAUUGGGUCAGACUACGAAGCUUUAGCUCUUUGGCUCGCACCACGUCAACAAAUGGAUGACUGGUGGACUUCCAUCCGUAGUGGAUUAUGGAAACUAAGCUAUCAAUUAUCGGCCGAGGGACGGAGACGAUACUAUGAUGAGAUGCUGCCCGUUCUGGACCAGACCAAACUGGAAGUCAUGGGCGAGAGGGAUCACUACUAUCUCGUAUACAUCGGUACCAAGCCUAAUGCCCAAGGAAGGGGAUAUGCCGGAAAGUUGAUUCGCGAUAUGGUUGCUAAAGCCGAUGCUGAACAGCGUCCCAUGUAUCUUGAGUCUAGCACAGAGCGAAACAACGGAUACUACGAAAAGUUCGGCUUCGAGGUCAAGCGCGACGUUGUCUUCAAAGGCAGCCCCGAGCCCAUCAAGAUGUGGAUCAUGGUUCGUGAACCUCAACAGAUGCCGCGCCCUGCUUGCGGCUCCAUUGUCGUGUCUGCCGUCAGCAGCGCGGUCAGAUUCUAG